AUGGCAGUGAAUGAGCUGCUCGCUCCACAUGAUGCUUGGUUCUCGGAACUUGGGCUGCCUGCCUCGAAUACUGCUUCGUUCUGGGACCUUGGUUGCUCUUCGGUGCCUCGAUUUCGUGUUGUGACGCUGUGCCUCAUCUCUCAAAAGUUCGAUAUGUGCAUCUGUUGGUCCUCCCGGACCCCGGAUAAAUAUUUGCUCGAUUGCAAGGCAGUCUGA
Molecule: messenger RNA, 216 nt
Organism: Gongylonema pulchrum
Lineage: Eukaryota; Metazoa; Nematoda; Chromadorea; Rhabditida; Gongylonematidae
Source: the annotation of a GenBank genome assembly